This is a messenger RNA of Synchiropus splendidus (mandarinfish), 2991 nucleotides long. RefSeq names its product nuclear factor NF-kappa-B p105 subunit-like. Lineage: Eukaryota; Metazoa; Chordata; Actinopteri; Syngnathiformes; Callionymidae. Gene Ontology annotation, molecular function: RNA polymerase II cis-regulatory region sequence-specific DNA binding; DNA-binding transcription factor activity, RNA polymerase II-specific; protein binding. Bases 209 to 2833 code for a protein of 874 amino acids. Gene Ontology annotation, biological process: regulation of transcription by RNA polymerase II; canonical NF-kappaB signal transduction; non-canonical NF-kappaB signal transduction. Gene Ontology annotation, cellular component: cytoplasm. The transcript has 23 exons. The record is from RefSeq and is a predicted model, not a curated record.
GUGACGUCAGAAAACACUGUUUGGCCCGAGAGAGUGAUUCAUGUGUCUCUGUUCGCCCGAACCGGGAUUUCCCACCGUCACUCGACUUCCACCUGCGCGACUGAAACUUUAUCGUUACCGACGCGUGACGUCACAAUCAUAGAUGCGACGAAGAUGAUGGGAUCGGCGGACUUCGACCUGUAAACAGUGACUGAUCGCCCUGGACACGAUGGCUGAAGACGACCACCUUCUUCAGAGCCCCAACCAGAUUCUGGACCCGCUUGUGUUGGAGCCCCCGUGGGAUUACAAUCACUUUGCCUUCACCUCUCCGUCGUCAUCUGUACGUACUGCUGACAGUCCCUCACUGGAGAUCACUGAGGAGCCAAAGCAGCGAGGGUUCAGAUUUCGGUACAGCUGUGAGGGUCCAUCGCAUGGUGGACUUCCUGGAGCGUCCAGUGAGAAGAACCGCAAGACCUACCCUAGUGUCAAGAUCCACAGCUAUCAGGGCCCAGCUCGGGUGGUGGUCCAGUUGGUCACUGCUGUGACAGCGCCUCUGCAUCCGCAGCUUCAUGCUCAUAGUUUGGUGGGGAAACAAUGUGACAAAGGAAUUUGUGUGAUGGAUGUUUUGAACACGGAUUCCAGCAUCAGUUUUCCAAACCUGGGAAUACUUCACGUCACCAAGAAAAACGUGGCGAAGACGCUUGAGGAGCGGAUGACUGAGGCAGUGAGGUCGGGCUAUAAUGUCGGCGUGACUAUCCACCCAGAGGUUGACGCCUGGCAGGGGGAGAUCCGAGUUUCUCGUGAGCUCAGCGAUCAGCAGCGCAACCUGAUCAGCGCGGUGGCAGCCGACCAAGCCAGGAAGAUGGACCUGAGUGUGGUGCGACUCAUGUUCACCGCCUUCCUGCCCGACAGCGACGGUGCAUUCUCGCGCCGCCUCGACCCGGUGGUGUCCGUGCCUAUCUACGACAGCAAAGCUCCAAAUGCCUCCAGCUUGAAAAUCGUGCGAAUGGACCGGUCUGCUGGCUGUGUGUCUGGAGGAGAAGAGGUCUACCUGCUCUGUGACAAGGUUCAGAAAGAUGACAUCCAGGUCCAGUUCUAUGAAGAAGACGACUCGGGUUAUGUGAUCUGGCAGGCACUAGGCGACUUUUCUCCAACGGAUGUUCACAGACAGUUUGCAAUCGUCUUCAAGACCCCAAAGUAUCGGGAUCAAAACCUGCAGCGGCCGGCGCCGGUGUUUGUGCAGCUAAAAAGAAAGUCAGACAACGAGACCAGCGAACCCAAACCGUUCACCUACCACCCACAGAUUCUAGACAAAGAGGAGGUGCAGAGGAAGAGACAGAAGAUUCUGCCCAACUUCCAUGACUUCAGUGGUAAUGGAGGAGGAGCAGGAGGAGGUUUUCAUCGGGGUGGAGGAGCAGGUGGUGGCAGAGAAGGUGGCGGUGGAGAGGGAGAACGAGGAGCCUUUUUCCCAAAUUUCUCCUCCUUCAGUUAUGUUGCUGGAGGAGGAUGUGCUUACACGGCAGGCUGCUCGAUGGCCCUUGAACUCGCUGGCGAUGGUGCAGCUGGUGGAGAUGAAGACGGUGCUGGUGGUGUUGAAGUGAAACGUCGACAGACGGAUGCGCUGUUUCAGUACUCAGUUACAGGCGAUGCAGCCUAUCUUUUGGCACUACAGCGCCCCCUAUUGACAGCUCAGGAUAAGGACGGAGACACCGGUUUCCACUUGGCUGUUCUCCACAGCCAACAGGAGGCACUAGAGAGCCUUGCUCAUGUUGCUUCAGCAGUACCUGGAGACCUCAGCCUCAACCAAAGAAACCAUCUGUACCAGACGUCUUUGCACCUCGCUGUCAUCACGCAGCAGGAGGCGGCGGUGAGAGCGCUGCUGGAGGCCGGCGCUGACCCGACUCUGACUGAUCGCCAUGGCAACACGGUGCUUCACCUGGCCGUGCAGCAGGACGCGGCAGAUAUGAUCCGGAUGCUGUUAGAGGUGGCUGCAGUGAGACGCCUCUUGGACGAGGCCAACACGGCAGGUCUGUGCGCCAUCCACCUGGCGGUGUUGGCCGACCACUUGAAUUCCCUACGGGAGCUCCUGAAGGGCGGCGCCGACGUGGACGCGGUGGAGCACGGCAGCGGGAGAACGGCCCUCCACCUUGCCACUGAGCAGGAUAACGUGUCGCUGGCCGGCUGUCUGCUGCUGGAGGGUGACGCCCGCGUGGACUGCUGCACCUAUGAUGGUUCCACUCCCUUACACAUCUCGGCUGGGAGGGGCUCGCUCAAGCUGACGGCUCUGCUGAUGGCUGCAGGUGCAGAUCCACUCAGAGAAAACUUGGAGCCUCUCUUCUACAAGGACGACGACGCCAGCAACACAGACGACGACGACGACAACUGUUUCAUCCCUGGAACCACUCCGCUUGACGUCGCCUCUGAACAGGUCUCGUGUCUCCUGAAAGGUGAAAGUUGUGAGAGCCAUGGUUUGACCAGGAGCCCCACAGGUGACCUGGCAUCACUGGAACAGAAGGUCAGACAGGAAGUGUGCCAGGCCCUGGACAACGACGGAUGCUGGGAAAGUCUAUCACACAGUCUGAGUCUGGGGAUUCUGAUCCCAGCAUUCCGACUGAGCCCAUCCCCUGCUACCAUCCUGCUGGACAGCUAUGAGGUUUCGGGUGGAACCAUCUCAAACCUGCUGCGUGCGUUGAGAUCUGUGGGUCAGUGCAGCGCUUUAAGUGUCCUGGAAAAGGCGCUGGCAAGUCACCAAACGUCGACCACCGGCUUGAGCCAGGAGCUGCAGAAGGAGGGUGGUCACGUGGAGGUGUGCGACAGUGGGGUGGAGUUGUCCUUCCCUGAUCCUGGUUCCUGAUGUGCUGGAGUUCAGCACUCGCUUAAAGUCAUCCACUCUCAAGGAGCUAAGUACGACCCUGUUCGGGUUCCUGCACCACAAGAAGUGGUAGGACUGACUCUUCAUGCAGGAAGUGACAUCAUUGACACUGGAGCUGGAUGUCUUUUCAUUGCUAUGUU